AUGGCCGACUUUCGCCAGCUCGCCCUCGAGUUUGUGCUCGAGGACGAUGCUGCCAAGCGCAACAGCAUCGCUCAAAAAGCUGCCACAGAAAUCUCAAGCGCACCGCCAGCCUCGAAUCCCGUCGCGCGGUGGGUAGAGUCCGUCCAGCCAUGGAUGCCCGGCGGCGACGACGACGAGAUGCAAAACGGCCAAGACUCAACCGACUGGACCGCCAGAGCAAAAGCGCUCGAGUUCUUGUCGGAGACGAUCGACUUCCUGAAGCCCGACGUCUUGAAGCCAAGUCAAGUCAAACUUCUCGUGGCUUUCUUCGGCGCCAUGUUUGACGUCGACCACAAAGCAGGCAUCAAGCCGUCCGCCACCGCCUUGUCGCAGAUCGCCCGCAUGAAGUCCUUCCAACCACAGAGCGCUCGCGACAUCAUUUCCAAAGUUUGCACUCUCAAGGACGAUUUUCCCCGCCAGGUCGCAAAGACGCGUUUGGCAGUAUACGAGUUGCUGCAUCAGCUUGUCGUGGAUCCCGCAAUCGCCAGCGACUUGCAGCAUCGCGACUCAUCUUGCGGAUUCAUGAAUGAUCUUUUACAACUAUGCCAGAACGAGCGGGACCCCGACUGUCUGAUGGUCUGGUUUGGAAUUCUCAGCCACUUCCUAUCAAACUAUGCGCCUUCGAAGGAAAUGGCGGAGGAAGUGUACGGCACGUUCAAAGCCUACUUCCCCAUCACCUUGCCGCGUACCGCGCAGAGCAAGGUUCAACCAGCAGAGCUCAAGCGAGAGCUGCGGCAGUGCUUUGCGUCCAAUGACAGUCUUGCCCCCCUGGCUUUCCCGUUUCUGUUAGGAAAGCUGGACCAAGGGGAUGGGGUCACUGUCAAUGUCAAGGUGGACAUCCUCCAAACUAUUGACAUGUGCCUUGAAAAGUAUACGAGGCCAGAUCAGUCAAUCCUACCAUACGUCAACCGGAUCUGGAGUAGUCUCAAGUAUGAGGUUCGCAAUGGAGAGGUUGAGGAUACCAUCAACGCGACCCUCGAAGUGAUGAGGACCCUUACCACGAGAUUGAAGGGCGAUGAGCUGCGCGAUUUCAGCCUCAACGUCACUCGCGACUGCGUCGAAGACCUAUCAAACCCGACAUAUACUGCGGCGUCUGGACGACUGCUGGUCAGCGUUCUGAGCGCAAGCACGACUGCGUUUGUUCUGAUUGUAGCACCCGCCAUCACGCAUAUCAAAGACAACCUGCGUCACCCAAAGGUGCCGGCGCACUCGCGGGACUUGCACAAGAUUUUACACAUUAUUCUCGAAACCAGACUACUCCUGACCGACGUGGAAAUGACGGAUGCUGAAAGGUCCGACUUUGCAGCAGUGGAUUCAGUCUUCAAAUCACUCUACGCUGAUGUCUAUGGAAGCCCCAUCAAACUUGGCAGGGAUGCAAAUGCAUCAUACGAUGACAUCAAGCUGGCAACCGAGGCUGUCCAGGGAAUCGGAGCGCUUGCUCGCCAGUCGGUACUCACAAAGCGGGAGGCCCCAGACUCGACUCAGCCAAACGCGCACUUGUUGCUGCCUGGGACAACUUGUGCAGAGAUCUGCGACUCAUUGUUUGACAUCAUCUCUCUGCCUCGUCAUGACCAGUCACAGAAGGCGGCAUCCGAUGAGCUCGUCAACGAGAGUAUCAAGGCGCUUCAGCGCGCCAUACAGGGUUACCCAGAAGGAUAUCAGCCGCUGACUGCACGGGUCGCGGCCCCUAUUCGACAAAGCGACUCUACGACGAGUAUGGAAACCCCAUUUUCCGCGCAGAGGCUUUGUUCUAUACUCUCCGUCGUCGGAUUCUCGGACAUGAGGCCGUCGCAUUCAAAUGCCAUGAGGCAUUUCCUUGCCCUUGUAGGCACCGUAUACAAUGAACUCGUUGCCGCCAUGGCUGCUAAGCCAGAUCCCGAGUUUUGGGGCAGCCUGGUCGACGCACUGUUGGUGGCGUUGGAGUACUUUGACGAAGCUUGCAGUGGCCUCUUGGGCGAUCAUAUCUGGUCCGAAAGGACAUCAGAAGAUCCUUGGUCCCCCGACUUCACCGCAAGAUAUCCCGAACUCGAGUCCUUCGACAGCGGUCGGACAUGGACAAGUCAAGAAGGUCAAGAGUUUGUGGCUCCUAAUGCUCGAGAGGACAUUAUCCCAAACCGGGAAAACAUUUCCAAGGUGAACGACGAUGGGCUCCUCAUCAUCCUUGGUGUUUGCCGACAGCUCUACCGUCGCGCAACCAAGGCGCAACAUCUCUCGAGUGGGAACAACGGGCUUAACUUGAGUGAUGCACUCGCCAGGACGGAUAGAGGUGCAGAGGUUCGCUACCUGCAUCAGCUGUCAAACCUUGCCUCUCAUGUCAUCGACAAGAUGAGCAGCAAGAAGAUUUCGUGCCGCGGCAUGGAAACUUGGGUUCUGACUUUGUUCCGGGACGAAGACGUGUCGCUUGCUCCGGGAGUGGACUCGUCCACAGAUGAGCUGGUGGAUUGGCUUAUUUUAAGCCCUCUGAGCAUUCUUUCCGCGGGACUGCUGCGGAAUAUGCCACCGGCUUUCAUUGCUCAACUUUACGAGAUUGGGGUUGCACAGCGUGUCUUGGUCAGAUGCACCUCCUCCGCCGUGGAGUCGAGUGAUCCGACUGUGCUGCCGUCUACCAGGUCUAUCCUCGGCUACUUGGCAAACAAGUAUAAGCUCGAGACAUUGCCCGAGACGAUCGCGACACUAGAGCAGCAUUUGGCUGGGGCCUUGGAGCAGGCUUCUAUAGAGUCAAACCAGCAACAGCAAAGCAACGGAGUCGAACGAGCCCUGACCAUUUAUGUGGUUGUUGGGGCUUUGGUACUACGAUGCACUGGCAAGCAGACAAAAGGCUUACUCCAGCUGUUGCGGGAAGCUCCUGGUAGCAGGAUCUCCGGGUACCGUCUUGCGCGGGGCUUGGACAUCAUCGCUGGCUUCAGCAACGCAUACUUCGGCCGUGGUGGCGCCAUGAAGCCCCUGUGGAAACAGAAGCUCUACUUCGACCUUGUCCAGCCUAUGAUGGCCAUUGCUGUCGGCGGAUCACCCGGCAUCCAGGAGCCCCUCAUCAAAACCAACUACGCCAUUGCCACAUUGCUGAUGGUUCGCGAAAUGCCUUUCGAGGUGUAUGAAGAUGACUCGGGCAAGGUAGUGCGCGUGGCCAUCUCCGUUGCCCAGAACCUGGGAACCGGCCCAGACGCCAAGGCAGCAAUGGACGUGUUGAAGCAAAUUAUUACCAAGGCACCGGAGACUCUUCAAGGUCACAUUCGCAGCCUCAUCAAUGUCUGCGUUGCCUUGUUCUCGAGUCGGUCAACUGUGGUGCGCACCCGACCAGAGUGGAUGCCAGCAGACUACGCGGGCGGUCCAGCUGCGGAUUCUGCAGUCCAGGCUGAGAGUGGGAAGAUCGCGUUGGAGAUUGUGGGCGGCCUGCCUCGUCUCUUUGAGUCGAGGCAUGUUGUGCCCUUUGCCGCACAGGUGCAGCGGGAGCUGGCAACGGCGUGUGGACACCGCGUCCGGGACCUCAGGAAGACGGCUAGAUUGGCACGGGCUGCGUGGGUAGAUAUGAAGUGA
Purpureocillium lilacinum is the source of this 3573-nucleotide messenger RNA. NCBI's taxonomy places the organism in Eukaryota, Fungi, Ascomycota, Sordariomycetes, Hypocreales, Ophiocordycipitaceae. The record is from RefSeq and is a predicted model, not a curated record.